Molecule: messenger RNA, 2011 nt
Organism: Ruditapes philippinarum (Manila clam)
Lineage: Eukaryota; Metazoa; Mollusca; Bivalvia; Venerida; Veneridae
Exons: 2
Coding region: 116-601 (161 amino acids)
Source: RefSeq, a predicted model, not a curated record
UUUCACUAUAUUGUGCCUUGGUAUUUUUGUAUUCCUUUAAGAAUGCUAUCGGAUUCAUUUUCUUCUAUAAGAGUCGAACUUUGGCCAUGCUGCAUACAAAUACAGCCACCAUUGUAUGCAGCUAAAUUUACAGAUAUGUGUUUAUUGUUCGGUCAAAUGUCACACGGCGGAAGACAAAUAUUUUCACAAUUUUAGGCUGAGCAUUAUUGACUACACCAUGGAUAGAAUAGCAACAUUUAUUCAAGAGAAUUUAAAUGGAUAUAAUUUACCUGCAGAUGAUCUUGUAGAAAUACGAGGAAUUCUUCUACGAAGAUUCGGAGCGAAAUUCUCCGAUGGUCUUUCUCCAGAAGGUCGUAUAGCAAUGGAACAAGCUGCUAAACGUGAAGUGGAAAGCGCUGCAUGUUUACACAGGAUAAAACGGGAAAGUAAUGGACCUACUCAAGAUACAAAGGCGACCGGUGAUUCAACUAAAUCUUUAAUGAAACUGAAUUCGUUUACAGACACGAAUGACAAAGAUACCCCUUUGUUGUAUACCGACAUUAAUGAUGAAUCUAAUAAUACAAUAACAGUGACGAGAAAAGAUUCUGAUGGUAUUGUUUAAAACUGAAAUAAUUAGAGUGACGAAUUAGUAUAACCCAAAUAGGGUUAAAGUUAAGAUGAAAUGAAACUGGAUCAUAACCGUAAUUCGUAAUUCUGUCUAUAUGAAAAAUUAGGAUUUAAAGAUAUUCUGAUAUCCAGAAUUUGAAAAUUAUCGGAUUAUUUACUGUCACUUCUGUUACAAAAUAUGUGGUAAAAAUCUUGAAUAAUCACUUGAACUACACUAUUUAUAUAUUGUAUCAAAAAUAAAAUGAAAUGUAUGUGCUUUUACUCUGAAAGCACUAUUUCCAAUUGGACAUUUUUAAGCAAAAGAAAGAAAAGACAAAAAAAAACUACAUUGCGUUUCAGACACGAAAUAAAAUGUUAUCUAGUUUAUCAAAAUCUUACAGUUUCAAGUAUGUCAAAUCAUUUUAGUACCAGUUUUUAAUAAGUGAAUUGAACAAAAUAUUAAUAAAGAGAAAGAAAAAACAGACUAGCCAUAAGUAUCAAAGUUUUACUUUCAUAUUAAGAUAUACUCUGAUUCGGUAAUCUUUUUUGUCAUAAUGGAAGAGGCUUCGGUAUACUUUUCAUGUGCGCGUGCGAUUUGACAGAUAUCUUUGAGAAUGUAAUGUUAGAAGUUGUCAUUGCAGUCAGAUAUUUUUGCAUUGGUCCCUGACUCACGCAUAAAAUAAUUAUAAUAAUAAACGGUACGUGCCCGCGUGAAUUUAUCCGAAAGUUUAUUUUGCUUUAUUCUCCGUUAAUGUCCACCUGUGUACGUAGUUUUUAUAUAAAAUUAGAUAUAUGAAAAAAAAUCUGUUGCAAGAAUGAACUAUCGAAGGCUACUUUUGAUCUUGUUUGACAAAUCAUUUCUUAUUCUAGCCACAAUGCAAUAUGUUAAUAAACACACACGGUAAUAAAAAAAAAACUCACAAAAUAAGAAAAUAAAAGCAUGUGGUAAAAUUGUUAUCUAUUUGAAAAAGAUUUCACUAUGUCUUAUAUAUCUAAAUACAUGAUUUCACAAUCAUUCAAAUACGAUGAUUAUAUAUUGUUUAUAUAAUCUAUAUGAUUACUGAAAUAGCACGUUUAUCAAAUGCGAAAGUAUUAAUCUAACAAAACAACAGCCCUUAUAUUUAUCAUUAAUGUUUGUAUUUAAUACAUACGCCGUCCUUUGUCUGUUUAUGUACUGGAAUUUAUUUGCAGGGGCUUAGAUAGCUUACUAUAUCAACAGUAAGUUUUUUGUCGAUUUAAAGCCGUAAAGCAUGAAAUAAAUAUAAUUUUCAACGGAAUAUGUGGUAAACUUUAAAUUACAUCAAAUAUGCAUUGUAUCAGGAAAAUGAUAUAAAAACGCGUUUUCUUUCGCAGCUGUUUAAAUAAAUUAUUAUCAAUGUAAAUAAGGAGAAAGAACCUAAUUACACCGUCAGAUACGUUCGUGAAG